UGGACAACACAGCCACAGGCAGCUGGACUGCUGACCCUCCGUCCUCAACAGUGAAGAACUCCUGUCACCCCAAUCUGAAGAUGUUCCUUGCUGCCUUGUCCUUUGCCUACUUUUCCAAAGCUUUGUCUGGCAGCUAUAUGAAGAGUACAAUUACACAACUAGAAAGGCGAUUUGACAUCCCCAGCUAUAUGAUUGGCAUCAUAGAUGGGAGCUUUGAAAUAGGAAACUUGUUGGUGAUUGCCUUUGUGAGUUAUUUUGGUGCCAAGCUUCACCGACCCAAGAUCAUAGCAAUUGGAUGUAUCUUGAUGUCUUUUGGGACCUUCUUGAUCGCCAUGCCUCAUUUCAUCAUUGGCCGCUAUAAGAUCGAAACAUCAGUUAGAUCUUCAGUGAAUUCAACAAAUAACCUCUCUCCAUGUCCAACAAGCUCACCUGAGUCCUCCAGGACAGGUGACAGACCCUCUAUACUACCCUCUAGAGGCUGUGAGCGAGAGUCCAGUGUUUCUAUGUGGAUCUACGUGUUUCUGGGAAAUGUUCUGCGUGGGAUUGGAGAGACUCCUGUACAACCUUUGGGAAUCUCCUAUAUUGAUGAUUAUGCACAGUCUGAGAAUGCCGCCCUGUAUAUCGGUUGUGUCCAAACCAUAUCAAUAAUUGGUCCUGUCUUUGGGUACCUGCUGGGGUCGCUGUGUGCUAAGAUCUAUGUUGACAUUGGUUAUGUGGACAUGGAGACUGUGACUAUUACUCCUGCUGAUGCCCGUUGGGUGGGAGCGUGGUGGCUGGGCUACCUCAUUGCUGGUGCUAUCACUCUGAUGUCAGCAGUUCCUUUCUGGUUUCUGCCCAAAUCGCUGCCCAUGCCAGUUGAUAAACACGAUACCAGCUGCACUCCAGAGCAGACCAGGUUUAUCAAGGAUUCCCCAUCCAUGGAGCACAAAUUCAGACCUGAGGAGCCGGCUAAUUUACAUCAGAUGGCCAAAGAAUUUGUGCCCACAUUGAAGAGUCUCUUUGGGAAUCCUGUGUACGUCAUCUACUUGUGCGUCACCAUCAUUCAGUUCAACUCUCUCAUUGGCAUGGUCACCUACAAGCCCAAAUACAUUGAGCAACACUAUGGUCAGUCAGCAUCAAAAGCCAAUUUUCUCAUGGGAAUGAUCAACAUCCCGGCUGUGGCCCUUGGGAUGUUCUCUGGAGGAGUAGUCAUGAAGAAGUACAAGCUAGGUGUCAUGGGAGCAGCUAAAUUUGCCUUUGGGACCUCUCUGCUGGGCUAUUUCCUGUCGCUCUUUUUCUUAGCCAUGAGCUGUGACAAUGCCAAGGUGGCAGGCAUCACAGUUUCAUAUACUGGAGUGGAAGGCUUGUCUUACCAGGAGCAAUCCCUCUUCUCCGACUGUAAUUCAGGUUGCUUGUGCUCAAGGAGGGAGUGGGAUCCAGUGUGUGGAGAGAAUGGGAUAACCUACAUGUCCCCAUGCUUGGCUGGAUGCACCUCCUCCACUGGCUCUGGCAGAAACACGGUGUUUGACAAUUGCAGGUGUGCAGUGAUGGCUGAUACCCAACUAGGCAACCUAACGGCCACACUGGGCCAGUGUCCACGCAGGGACAGCUGUGACAAAAUCUUUCCAUAUUUUCUGGCUCUGUCUGUCCUCAGUUCCUUCAUCAUCUCACUUGGGGGCACACCUGGCUUUGUGCUGCUCAUCAGGUGCAUCAAGCCUGAGCUGAAAUCCCUUGCUCUUGGAAUCCACACAUUGGCCACUCGCACUCUGGCUGGGAUACCGGCCCCGAUAUACUUUGGAGCUAUAAUUGACACAACAUGCCUUAAAUGGGGAUACAAGAUGUGUGGAGGAAGAGGAGCAUGCAGAAUAUAUAACACCUCAGCUUACAGGAUAGUGUACCUGGGUCUGACACUGGGUCUGAGGACGGUCUCUUUCUUUCUGUGUAUUUUGGGCUUUCCUCUACUCAAAAGACAUAUUAAGAAGGAGGAGAAAGCUGCCAUGACCAAUGGGAGUGCAGAUCUGGAGUCACUGAGGAAAGAGGAGAGCAGCUCUAUACACUGUGAGCAGUUUAUACUGGCUUUGGAUUGCAAUCCUAACAGAGAGACGCGCUUGUGA
This is a messenger RNA of Scomber japonicus (chub mackerel), 2093 nucleotides long. RefSeq names its product solute carrier organic anion transporter family member 1C1-like. Bases 81 to 2093 code for a protein of 670 amino acids. Gene Ontology annotation, biological process: transmembrane transport; sodium-independent organic anion transport. Gene Ontology annotation, molecular function: protein binding. NCBI's taxonomy places the organism in Eukaryota, Metazoa, Chordata, Actinopteri, Scombriformes, Scombridae. The record is from RefSeq and is a predicted model, not a curated record. Gene Ontology annotation, cellular component: membrane. The transcript is spliced from 14 exons.